Molecule: messenger RNA, 810 nt
Organism: Funneliformis caledonium
Lineage: Eukaryota; Fungi; Glomeromycota; Glomeromycetes; Glomerales; Glomeraceae
Source: the annotation of a GenBank genome assembly
AUGGCUAUACCUUUGGGAAGACCUCUGAGAGUAUUUAAUAGUCAAUCUGACGUACCUUCGAAUGUUAAUACACGUAUAGCGGGUGGUAAAAUUAUACAAGAAGUUAAAGAACCAUCAAAGAUUGUAAUUGAUGUAAGAGAAUUUCGUAGUUCAUUACCAUCACUAUUGCACCAAUCAGGAAUCGAAAUAUUACCAUGUACUUUAACAAUUGGCGAUUAUAUUUUAUCACCUAAUUUUUGUGUUGAACGUAAAUCAAUUUCUGAUCUAUUUGGAAGCUUUAAUUCAGGAAGAUUGUAUACGCAAUGUGAGGCUAUGUGUAUACAUUAUAAGCAACCCAUAUUAUUAAUUGAAUUCGAUAAGAAUCAAUCAUUUACAUUACAGUCUAUAAAUGAAAUCAAAUCAGAUAUAGGUAUGAAUGAUAUAUCAUCAAAAUUGGUAUUAUUAACAAUAACCUUUCCAAGACUGAAAAUUAUUUGGUCAAGUAAUCCUAUUGCUACCGUCGAAAUAUUUCAAGAUCUUAAAAAAUUGGAAGAAGAACCUAAUUUAGAAAUAGCGCAAAUGGUUGGGUUGGAUGGCGGUGAAACCGAUGAUCAUACAAUUGAAAGCGAUUACAACGUAGCUCCACAGGAAUUCUUGAGAUCAUUACCUGGAGUUACGACAAAUAAUUAUAGAUAUAUAAUGUCAAAAUUAAAAAAUUUAAAAGAAUUAGGUCAAAUAUCUAAAAAUGAAUUACAAAAUAUGAUUGGUAAUGAUCUUGGAAACAAAUUAUUUGAAUUCCUUAAUAAAGAUGUUAAGGAAGAGGAGGAAUGA